AUGACGGAAGUGAAGCGGGAGAAUGAAAAGGGCAAGCAGGUUCAUGAAGCUACCCUGGAUUUGUGCCCUCCGGCUUUGGAUAUCGGGUCUAAAUUGAAACUUAUGACUGUUUCUGGGAGAACAAGUGGUCCAGUCAGAAGAUCAACAAAGGGAGGCUGGACAGAUGAGGAGGAUGAUAUGUUGACCAAAGCUGUAAGACAAUUCAAUGGGAAAAACUGGAAGAAAAUAGCUGAACUAUUUCCAGGUCGGACAGAUUUGCAGUGUCGCAGCCGCUGGAAGAGAGUUCUCAACCCUGAGCUAAUAAAAGGAACCUGGACCAAGGAGGAAGAUGACCUUAUUAUUCAACUAGUUGAAAAGCAUGGUUGUAAGUGGUCUGUCAUUGCAAAGUCCUUGCCAGGUCGUAUAGGCAAGCAAUGUCAAGACAGGUGGCUCAACUACUUGAACCCUGCAAUAAACAAGGAUGCAUGGACAAGAGAGGAAGAGGAGGUUCUAGUUUGUGCCCACCAAAUAUAUGGAAGCAAAUGGGCAGAAAUAGCCAAGUAUUUACCAGGAAGGACGGGUAUCUUCAUAAAGAGUCAUUUGAAAUCUUCUGUCAAGAAGAGAUUGGAUUCAUUUUCAGAAUCAGGGUUUAUUGAACAACCUCUUGGGGCUGUUGCUCUUGAUUUGAACAGUGAUAUACAGAGUGUAGAAUGUCCAAAAGGAGAACCUCUGAAGAGAUAUGCUGAUGAUUUUAUAUCACAUGAUUGGAAACUAAAUGCAGGCAGUUUUAACACUUCCAAUGUGGGUUUGGGUCAUCAGAAUAUCAGCCCAAAAGAGCAGUUUUUGGAUGUGCAGUCCACGUUUACAGGAGAUUCCAAGUGUUUAAGAGCGGGGAAUAUACAUACACUGCCAGAGGAUUCCAAACACUUACACAAAGUGGUGGAACCAAUUACAGAAGAUUCUAAGUGUACGACACCAGGGGAAACUAAUUACGAACCUUUGAAGAGUUUACAGCAGAACUUGUCAAAGUCUGGUGACUUGGCCCUUAGAGAUGUGAACAAAAAUUUAAAGGUACCAGUAUCUCAAGUUUACAAACAUGUAAACCAAGUGACAGUGACGGAACUGCUGAUAUCACCAUAAUUCUCACUACACCUCAACAUUUUGAUGAUGGAAAUUGUGGUUCCUUGCUUCAUUCACCUUUGCAGUUGAUGGAUGGAGAUGUUUGCCUUUCAAGUGAAAAGUUAUCUAAAUCUAAGAAUCAUAUUCAACCUACACCCAGUCCCAUUCAUUGUUCUACAACACUAGACCUUUCUUUAAGUCUUUCUUGUAUUCCAAGCAGCCCAGAGCCUAUUGUAAGAAGUGCAGCAAAAAGUUUCAAAAGAACUCCUGUUUUGCGAAAACAAGGACACGAGUUUUAAACAGUUGUUUCUAGAAAAGUCAAAGAUGGAAACUGUUGGUGCAAAAUAUUCUGAUGGCAUGAGCAACUUUUCAUGGAAGGCUGAAGGUUUUAAGGAUGUUUUGGGGUCUGAAUACAUGCAUCAGAUAGGAAGCAACAACCAUUUUGAUCUCAACAAAACUGUUCGCGUAACUGGUGACCAGCUUUGCUCCUCUCAUAAUUUCUUAAAACAUGAAGACUCUGGUGCUACAAAAUCUGUGGAAGAAAGUUUAGAAGGAGUGUUCGAUAUGGAGUGGGAUCUAUCUUUGUGAUUUAUGUAGCUUUACACAAGGUUCAACUACGACCAGCAACAGUAAGAUGUUACUUAGAUUUAUUCCAAAGGCAUAUGCAUAUAUUAGGCGCAGCCGAUUUGCCCAUUUGAGCUUAGUGAUCUUUGGGUGAACAAAUGUCAUAUAACUCCACAAAGAAUCGCUGGAACUGUUCUGUCAGGAAGAGAUUGCAUCCAUUUUUAGCAUCAGGGUUUAUUGAACAACCUUUUGGGGCUGUUGCUCUUGAUGUGAACAAUGCAGAAUGUCCAAAAGCAGAUCCUUUGAAGAGAUAUGCCAGCGACGAUCGGGAACUAAAUAUAGACAGGCCUAUCACUUCCAAUGUGUGUCUGGGUUAUCACACUACCAGCCCAAAAGAGCAAUAUUUGGACUGGCAGUCCAUUUCUACAGGAGAUUCCAAGUGUUUAAGAGCAGGUAGCAUACCUAACUGCAAGAAGAUUCUAAUGCAUAAGCAAAGUGGUGGAAUCAAUUGCGGAAGAUGAUUCUUUGCACUACAUCAAGGGAAACUAAUUACAAAUCUCCGAAGUGAUUAUGGCAGAGCUUGUCAAAUUCUGGUGAUUUGGCCCUUAAGAGAUGUUAACAAAAGUUUAAAGAUAGGCAGAUAGAUAGACUCCUUUCCCGCUGCUAAGGGAUUGAUGGAUCGUUUCACUUGCUACUCAUAUUGGUGGAAAAUGAAGAAAACCAGAUCUCACGUACCAGUAUCUCAAGUUUAUGGGCAUGGGACAGUGACGUAACUGCUGCUACCAACAGAAAUAUUACUGCACCUCGAUAUUUUCAGAAUGGAAAUUUUGGUUCCUUAUCUUUUGCACCGUUGCAGUUGAUGGAUGUAGAUGGUUGCCUUUCAAGUGAAAAGUUGUCUAAAUCAAACAAUCAUAUUCAACCUACACCAAGUCCUGUUCAUUGUUCUACACCACCAGACCUUGCUUUAAGUCUUUCUUUAUUCCGAGCAGCCCAGUCUCUAUUUUAAGAAGUGCAGCAAAGGGUUUUGAUAAAACUCCUCUUAUGAGAAAUCAAGGAUGUUAGAGAAUUAAACCGUUGUCUCAAGAAAAGUCAGAUGGAAACUGCUGAUGCAAGAUAUUCUGCCGGCAUUAACAAUUUUUCUUGGAGGGCUGAAAAUUUUGAGGAUGUUUUGGAGUCUGAACAUGUGCACAUAGGAAGCAGCAACCAUGUCAAUUGCAACGGAACUGUUUAUCUGAGUGGCGACCAGCUUUGCUUCUGUCACGAUUUUUUAAAACAUGAAGAAUCUGAUGCUACAAAAUCUGUAGAAAAAGGGCCACGAGUGGUCGAUGUGGUAUGUGCUCUAUCGUUGUGAUUUAUGUAGCUCUCCCCAAGGUUUAGCUGCAACCAGAAACUGAAAGAAUAAUUUCCUUAGAUUUAUCCCAAAAGCAUAUGCAUGUAUGAACUAAAAAAGAUAUUAUCACUUUUUUCCUUAAUAUGUCUUUUUAAUGGAGAUGUAUUCCUUUUGGAAUGUCCUGUAUUUCAAUUUUCAAUAUUAGACUGCUGGAUAUUAAUUUUUGUGCAUUAUCA
This is a messenger RNA of Phoenix dactylifera (date palm), 3228 nucleotides long. RefSeq names its product transcription factor MYB3R-5-like. NCBI's taxonomy places the organism in Eukaryota, Viridiplantae, Streptophyta, Magnoliopsida, Arecales, Arecaceae. Gene Ontology annotation, molecular function: DNA-binding transcription factor activity, RNA polymerase II-specific; RNA polymerase II cis-regulatory region sequence-specific DNA binding. Gene Ontology annotation, cellular component: nucleus. The record is from RefSeq and is a predicted model, not a curated record. Gene Ontology annotation, biological process: regulation of DNA-templated transcription.